CAGACAUGAAUGCUUUAGGAAAUGUAGAGAAGGGUGCUGAAGUGGAUUCCAUGUAUUAGAAGACGGGCUGAAAGCACUAAGUUUGCACACUCUGAAAAGGCGUAGAAUUAGAGAAAAUAUGACUGAGUGCACAAAUGGAAAACAGGAAAAAAAAAAAGGAUAUAAACAGUGCUGAAAAUUUCUAGCCAAGCCAAGACUCGCAGCAAUGGAUUCAAGAGGGAAGGAUCAAGGGAAGUACUGGUUUGGCACAGAGUUGUGGCUUAAUGUGCGGAUCACCACCAUGGACGCGGAACUGGAGUUUGCUAUCAAGCCCACCACGACGGGCAAGCAGCUCUUCGACCAGGUGGUGCGCACUAUCGGCCUCCGCGAGAUCUGGUUCUUCGGCCUUCAGUUCACCGACAGUAAAGGCUUCACCACUUGGCUCGUCCUCACCAAAAAG
This is a messenger RNA of Cherax quadricarinatus, 439 nucleotides long. NCBI's taxonomy places the organism in Eukaryota, Metazoa, Arthropoda, Malacostraca, Decapoda, Parastacidae. The record is from RefSeq and is a predicted model, not a curated record.